Molecule: messenger RNA, 435 nt
Organism: Quercus robur (English oak)
Lineage: Eukaryota; Viridiplantae; Streptophyta; Magnoliopsida; Fagales; Fagaceae
Exons: 1
Coding region: 1-435 (144 amino acids)
Molecular function (GO): RNA-DNA hybrid ribonuclease activity; nucleic acid binding
Source: RefSeq, a predicted model, not a curated record
AUGGAUUUUAAAGUGAAUGUGGAUGGUGCCGUUUGUGCUACACAGAAGGAGGCCGGGGUGGCGGUGAUCAUUAUGGAUGCUCAAGGCUUGGUGAUUGGUGCUCUAAGAAAAAAGAUAAAGGCUCCUUUGGGAGCUAUUGAGGUUGAAGUGAAAGCAUAUGAGGCUGGGGUGCAGUUCGCCAAAGAUAUGGGUAUUCAAGAGUUUAUUCUUGAGGGUGAUUCUUUGACCAUCUCUAACUCUUUGGCCGAACACAGUCUUGCUCCCUCCGUGGUGGCUCCUAUCUUAGAUGGCAUAGUUUCGUCGUUGCAAGAGGUUUAUUGUGUUGUGCUCUCUCAUGUCCGGCGACAAGGCAAUAGACCUGUUCAUUUGUUAGCAAAACAUGUUUUAGCAUUGAUGAUUUUUCUGUAUGGAUUGAAGAGCAUUCUUAUUUCUUGA